CCAUCUCUUGCUCAGGCCAGCAGCCUGCCAGGGACUCAGACACACUUGGGAAAGUCAGCUGCACAGGGAUGUUGGAACCAUGAUGAAGCCUCUGCUGAUCCCCUUGACAUACUUCUGUCUUCACACCUGGCUGGGAAUCCCUCAGGCAAAAUGUCAGGUGGAGCUGAGCAUGAUGGAUGACGCUUUUGAUGACCAGUAUCUAGCAUGUGCUGAAGAAAUGGAUGGAAUUGCACCUGGACUGCUAGAAAAAGAAAAGUCCAUGUCCUCACUGUUUAGCAGGGUGUGGGAAAACUCAGAAAAAAAAUGGGAACUUGUAAAGAAAAAGAUUUCUUUGCCCAUAGGCUUUAAAGAUAAGCAUGGAAGAGCCAUUAUAGCCUACACUGACAAUGACUUUCACAGUGAGUUGAAUGCGGCAGUCAGAGGGGCUGGGACAUCUCGAGCUCAUUACAUGGACAGUUUCCAUUUCAAAGCCUUUCAUUAUUAUUUGACAAGAGCUUCACAGCUCUUACGAGGGAGGUGUGAUAUGAUGUACAAAAGGACAGUGUACCGAGGGGUUUCUGUCAGACUUCAGCACACGGGAUCAGGUCACAUUAGGUUUGGAUACUUUGCCUCUUCGUCUUUUGAUAUAGGAGUAGCUAAGAAAUUUGGCAUGGACACAUUGCUCACCAUUCACACUUGCUCUGGUGUUGAGAUCAGGGCCUUCUCAUGCAUUCAGGAGGAGGAAGAAGUAUUAAUCCCAGUCCAUGAGAUAUUCAAUGUGUCCCGAAGACAAGGGAGUAACCGCUUUGUCCUCCGGAGCACAAACCGGACCUGCAGCCAUUUUAACUGUGCAUACCUGGGUGGAGAGAAGAACCAAAUGUGUGUUGACAACUCUGCUACUAGAGGCGGCAUCGCCUUCCCCAGUGUUCUGAGCCAUUUACUGUUUGGAGGAUCCAUCAUCCUGGUUCAUGUUGCUGCUCUGAAGCGGUUUGCUGGUUUCUCAAUUGUCGUAUUUGUGUUACUCACUUUUUCCCUCUAACACAAAUCAUGGUGAUGGGAUUUGCCAGAUCCAAAGCCGUCCUGCUAUUCUGCCAGCGUUCCAAAGGGGAAACCAGAAACAUGGAGGGCGUGUCUCUGGUACCUGCUUGGGCAAGCUUUGAUGAUACGUUAUCGAUGAGUAGAUCGAAUUGAAAGCUCAUAGUUCUAUUCAAGGUGGGAUUUGUCUUACAAUGGUAAAGCUACAAAUUGGUGCCUGUUAUAUAAAUAAUUACUUGUAUUGCUGUCAUGCUAGUACUUUUGUACUGACU
Molecule: messenger RNA, 1286 nt
Organism: Caretta caretta (loggerhead turtle)
Lineage: Eukaryota; Metazoa; Chordata; Testudines; Cheloniidae
Product: ecto-ADP-ribosyltransferase 5
Molecular function (GO): NAD+-protein-arginine ADP-ribosyltransferase activity; NAD+ poly-ADP-ribosyltransferase activity
Source: RefSeq, a predicted model, not a curated record